Odontomachus brunneus is the source of this 4038-nucleotide messenger RNA. RefSeq names its product protein SERAC1. The record is from RefSeq and is a predicted model, not a curated record. NCBI's taxonomy places the organism in Eukaryota, Metazoa, Arthropoda, Insecta, Hymenoptera, Formicidae. The transcript is spliced from 15 exons. Bases 120 to 2288 code for a protein of 722 amino acids.
AGUAAUCUAGUAUAGUAUAGACAUCUGUGAUGUAUACACUUUCAAAAGUUUCGAAAUACUGUUCUGUCAGCUCAAAAUUUGAUUCCGCUUGAUCUUUUUUAUUGAAUAUACACGAAUGCAUGUUGUACUAUACAAUGCGGUUGCAAACCAAUAAAAAUUAUGUAUAUUACCUGAAAACUAGUAGUACGUGCGUUGUGGUGUUGGGGGGGUUUUGGUACUUGUAUCAGCUGCGGCAAAUAUCGCAGAUCGUUCGGUCCGCUGUGAACACAAAUGUGCUGAAGUUGGAAGAAAUGCAUCCACAAUACAUUUACAUCGAUGACCCUCAGUUUAAGGAUAUCUCCAUGUUCAGAAAGGAUGAGAAUUUGUAUAGAUCUGCACUGGAUAAGCCGCAAGGCCUUAGUGAUAUUUUAAUGAAAUGGUGGAAGGUGUACAGUCAUAAUUUAGCAUAUAAGUUACUGUACAUGGCUCAACAUGGCAAUAGGAACGAACGAUGUAAAGCUGUAACUGUCCUUGGUUCUUUGUCUCACUUAAAAAAUUGGCAAUAUCGUCAUUUGGCUCAAAUGUUGGAUGUUAAAACAGCAGUUGCCCUUGCAAGAAUACCAAAUGUUAAUUUACAGUUCUUUCUGCAACCACCAUAUUAUCAUGUACAAUACAAAUUACACGAUGUACUGGAGAAAGUACACUCAUUGCUGUUAGUUUUGAAUACACUGUGUGAUAAAACGCAUCCCUGCUUAACACAAUUUCUUGGUAAAAAUUUCAAAGAUAUGCAAAGAGACGGCUUUAUCUUUGAUCACGAUUUGACGAGUAUGGGCCUUUCAGUAGCACCAGUGACAGUCUGGGACAACACUUUGCUCAAGAGUUGCGUUCAAGCAAUUUGUCAUCAUUCCUCUUUAGAAGAAUAUAGCAAGCACUUGGUCGAUGCCGGUGCUUUGCCGAUACUAACAGCGAUACAAAAAAUUUGCAAGGAUGAUACAGAAGUGUGCAUAUUGCUCGCGAGAAUAAUAUCCAAUGUGUCUCUUCACUCCGAAUACUUGGAGAAUAUCUUUGAAUCCGGAUGGAUCGGCAUAUUGUCACAUUGGUCACGUAGCGACGAUAUUCGUUUAUCGGCGCAGGCUUAUCGUGCAUUAGCAAACUUAGACGCAGAGGGGAACGAAGGAGCGAAAUACCCACGGCGUAUUUAUCUUCUUCAUCCUCUACAUAGAAACCAUGCAGCGACAAAAAUGGAUGUUGUAUUUCUGCAUGGACUGCUAGGUGGAAUUUUUGUUACCUGGAGACAACGUGACACGGAUAUCUCUACACUCGGAGUUGUAGGUGGCAAUACUCCGAGUCAAACUACGGAUUACCUGUCUACUAUGAUCGACGAUGAUCGUCCUCCAGAAUUCUUUAAAGAUUUAGCUCGCGAUCUGCAGUUACGCGAGUGGAAGAAAAUAGGCCACGAUUUUGAAGUGAUUUUGGAGGACUGUCCGCAGAACACAAAUUCCCAUCCCUACGAACCUUACUUUUACAGAGGAGACGAUCCCUGCAUGAGGAACGGCCCGGAACUUGCGUCCAAAACGCAAUGUUGGCCCAAAGACUGGUUGCCUAUGGAUAUACCAUCGUUACGAAUUAUGGGUAUCAACUAUGACACAAGCUUAUCUAUGUGGACUCCUUUCUGCCCAAUAGAGAGCAUGAAGAGCACUAUCAAAGAGAGAAGCGAAGAAUACAUUACCAAAUUGAUAAUGGCAAACGUGGGGCAGCGACCUCUUGUAUGGGUUAGUCAUUCGAUGGGUGGAUUGUUAGUUAAAAAAAUGCUUGUGGAAGAGUGGAAAACUGGGGACAAGAACGACAUCUGUAAGAAUACCAGAGCUAUUGUAUUUUAUAGUACUCCUCAUCGAGGCUCUCAUGUGGCAGCUUUGAAGCAGACAACACAAAUGUUGGUAUGGCCGACGGUCGAGGUUCAAGAGUUACGCGAAGAAUCACCGCAAUUGUUACAAUUGCAUGAAGAGUUUUUAGAAAUGUUAAAGGAAUAUCCCAUAGAGAUUGUGAGUUUCGCCGAAACCAAAUCUACGCUCGUAACUGCGCUCAAAUUCCCCUUCCAAUUCGUCAGUCUUGAUUCAGCAGAUCCUGGAGUGGGAGAGUUUUUUGAGAUUCCGCAGGAUCAUAUAUCGAUAUGUAAGCCAGCUAGCAGGCAGUCCUUCUUGUACCAAAAACUUUUGAGUGUCAUCAGACGUCAAUUUAAUCCUCGGAAAGAAGGAAAGGCACUUUCAUCGAUUAGAUAUUUAUUAUCAUUGCCAAGUAAGUUACUUUAGAUCUUCAUAUUACAAAAGUUUUAUAUAUUUUUGUAUGUGAAAUCGAGGGAAUGUGUGAGUGAUUGUAAAAAGAAACAAUAUUUGACGAUGAAUGACAGUUCGGAUAAUUUGUUCGACUUAUUAGAUUCGUCCCACCGCUUGAUCUGUAAAGUAGAGGGGUUAUUUUAUUAUCGGUGUAACCGAUAUAUUUCCAUUUUGCUUAAUUCUCUUUCACACAGACGCGAUUAUACAUGUGUAUCGUGACAAGUACAUGGGUAAUACACAUACUAGUGAUAUUGUUUUCGUAAAAUAUGAUCGACUAUUUACUCUGACUGGAACGAAUAAAUUUCUUAGAUUAAAGUGAGAUAGAGAGAAUAACAAGAAAGAAAUGGGCAAAUAAAUUUUACAACAAGUUGCAAAGUACCACGAACACAGGAUAGAAAAGUAAGAUAUAGAAUAAGAAAUGGAUGAAAUUUAAAACGCUCUCUACGCGAAGAUGCGCUAACGAUAAUUCCAUGUCGGAACAUAACAACGCGAGUUGUUAGAAGCAGAGAAUAUCAUUGAUAUCCUUAUCUAUGUUUACUUAAGGUGCCGAAUAAAAGAAGUAAAAUUGGUAUUGGUUGGAAAAAUUGCAGUUUAUUGUUGUGAAAUUUAGAAGUUUGUGUCGUAAUCGGGAUGGUGACGGCUCGACAAGUUUGUGGUACUGUCGUAACCGCCAUAUUUGCUGCUGGUGUGCGAUGGAUUGUAAUAAUAACCAUUCCAUUCGGAUCGCCAACUAUCGUAUAAAUUAUACUUUUUACCAUCCUGGAAAGGCUUGUCAACCAAGAUCUGAAAAUGCUCAAACAGGUCUAUCUAUCUUGUGAUUGACAGCUGCUGGCUAAGUUCUAGCAGCUGGUCCGUAAUGAUAUUUGCGCGAGCGAGAAGGAUUUACCUUGUUAGAUGUAGACUCGAACGAUUUAUCAUUCCAAGAGACAUCGGGAUCGGUCCAUAUCGUGUGUACUGGUUUCGAGUAAUCGUUUGAUCUGUGGCUGGAUGUGUGUUUAGCUACUUCCUCUUCGUAAAUCGUGGACAUGGCUGGUUUCAGUUUCGCGCCAUUUUGUCUAUUGACGAGCUGAUAAAUAACGUCGUUUACUGUUUCCGUUCUUAACAUACGUAUAAGGAACUGAGAGAGAGAGAUGCGCACAAAGAACGAGACACUUUGGACACUCACCACAGACACACCAAACACGAUGAUGAAUAAUAAACCUCCAACACCUAUCACUAUUACUGCAAUGGCCCAUUGAGGUAUCAACCUAUCAUCUUUUUCGAUGUACUGCGGCGUGUUCACUUUAGGUAUUACUGUGAAAAAUGACAUGGUCAUGAGAAUCGUUCAGCCAAGUAGUCGAACGAAUUGACGUACCUACGAAAUCUGUGUAUUUAGGAUCGAUAGUGAAGACUCCCAUCCGUAACGCGCCCUUUGUGCUCGUCUCGUUCCACCGAUUGCUAUUGUACGUUCUGAGCGAAUCGUGGAAAAUGACUUUCAGCUCUUGCGUGUUGACUUUUUGCUGUAAGUUGGCUAAUUCGACAAAGUAGUCUACCAGGAUGCUACCUUGACUGAAAACGACCAUUACACAUUGAUACCAAAUGAGCAACACGAAAUUGGACACUUUGAGACAUUUUGAAUAUUCAGAGCAAUGAUAUGUUUAAAAUAUAUGACUCGCCGAUAACUAUAUGAUUCGUUCGAUCGCUUAGCGCUGUUAUGUCUACAAAUAAAUUGUGAUUACCUGAAGGA